UCCUCUGGAUUCAGUACAGUACUGUUACCGCUUUAGAAGGCCAGCGUCGGAGACCGGAAGAGCCUGGAGGGACCUUCAUGACGCCUCACUCUAUGGUCUCCAUGGUUUUAGAUAGGGCUUUUUCACUCCGGGAGCCAUUUUAGAUUGAAAACGAGGCUUGAAGUUCUAUUUUUUUUUAACCAAUAACCGUCCCUAGCCUGGGACAGGAGAGGAAGAAAGGAGCCAAAGUAGCAAACAAAGAAGUGGAAAGGCUGUGGCUCUGGGACCUGCUUUUUGGCCAUCCUUGUCCUCCGCGCCGUCCCCCAUGAUGGCUGGGACCUCCAACCUUCCCUACGGCGAGGACCGCGACAGCCUGCCUUGCGCUGCCCCCACGCCGCUCCCGCCCCCACCCUCCCAGGGCCUGACCCCUGACCCUGAAGUGGUGCUGACUCCAGAGCACCAUGCGGCCCAAAGAGUGAGCAGCGGGAUUCUCCGCUUACACCGGGAAGGAAAACUCCCACGCAGACAGGUGCAUUUCAGUCUGGAGUGUAUCUCUGACAAUUCUGGGGCGAUCAGCCUAGAGCCCCCCGAGAAAACCGUGGAGCCCCCUGAAGUCCCCAGAAUCAGGCUGGAGAGAGAACUCAGCCGAGUUUCCACAGAGGACACAACGCUGCCUCCUCCCAGUCCGUUGGCUGCGCCAGUUCCCCACAGCACCCUCGCACUCGGGGCAGAGGUGCAGGCAGCACGAGAGAAGGGCUUCAACGCCCGACAGGCGGCAGAGGAACUGGUGCAGCGCUCAUUUGUCACCCGGUGCGCUCUGGAGGCUCGGGUGGGAGAAGGUAUGAACAUCCCCCGGGACCAGCGGCUCUAUCAGGGGCUGGUCAGCCUCCAGGUGCCCAAAGAGGAAUUGGUAAACUCCGCUGUCCAGGAGAAACUGGCCCUGGUCCGGCACCGUCCUGAAGGCAGGCAGGAGCCUCCCUGCCUGGGCCCCGACUUGCUGGCUUUCUAUAACCCCAAGGAACUGUUCACCGAGACCCCCUUCUUGGAGGUCGAGGGGCUGCCGCCCUUGAAGCUCCAGCCUCGGCCAAGGGACCCGGCCACGACGUUCUUCAUGUACCGGAAGUUGCACCAAUGGGAUAGCUAAGAGGAGGAUUUUGGGGGAAGCUGUUGGCACUCUUCCUGCAGGGAAAAAAUGGACUCCAACCUUCUUCUGUGAGACACUGGGCUAUUUAUUUAGAAGGGAAUCAUCUUCCCUAUCCCUUUUGGCAUGUUUUUAUACAUAAAAAUGGAAUUGCAACCCUA
Messenger RNA from Sceloporus undulatus (fence lizard), 1281 nucleotides. RefSeq names its product protein phosphatase 1 regulatory subunit 35 (gene PPP1R35). Gene Ontology annotation, molecular function: phosphatase binding. The coding region runs from base 305 to 1123 and encodes 272 amino acids. The transcript is spliced from 5 exons. The record is from RefSeq and is a predicted model, not a curated record. Gene Ontology annotation, biological process: negative regulation of phosphatase activity. Lineage: Eukaryota; Metazoa; Chordata; Lepidosauria; Squamata; Phrynosomatidae.